GUGUGGUUUCAGAACCGGCGAGCAAAAUGGCGCAAGCGGGAGCGGUUUGGCCAGAUGCAGCAGGUCCGGACCCACUUCUCCACUGCCUACGAGCUGCCUCUGCUCACUCGUGCUGAGAACUACGCCCAGAUCCAGAACCCUUCCUGGAUCGGCAACAACGGCGCCGCCUCCCCCGUGCCCGCCUGUGUUGUCCCCUGCGAGACAGUGCCCUCCUGCAUGUCCCCCCAUGCUCACCCCCACGCCGCCGGUGGCGUCUCCGAGUUCCUCGGCGUCUCCGGCCCCGGUAGCCACGUGGGACAGACUCACAUGGGUGGCCUCUUUGGCACGGCCGGGAUGAGCCCUGGCCUCAAUGGCUACGAGCUGAACAGCGAGCCGGACCGCAAGACCUCCAGCAUCGCUGCCCUGAGGAUGAAAGCAAAGGAGCACAGCGCCGCUAUCUCCUGGGCGACAUGA
Messenger RNA from Pelecanus crispus (Dalmatian pelican), 453 nucleotides. NCBI's taxonomy places the organism in Eukaryota, Metazoa, Chordata, Aves, Pelecaniformes, Pelecanidae. The record is from RefSeq and is a predicted model, not a curated record.